AUGCUCCGCUCGGUCCGGGAGAAUGUCACCCCUGCAGCAGCUGAAAGCUCCGCCGCAGCUCAACAUCGAUACCCGACCGGUCACGAUCCGAGGCUGAGGUACAUCAAGCCUUACUGGUGGCCGUAUCAGACAUACGUCAAGGAGCGAUGGCUAGGCCGACAGCUGCUUGAGGUGAUCAGCUCGGAGUUCCGAGACCGCUCAGUUGAUUACUAUCGUCACGCUUUAGAGUCUGGCGUCACCCGUAUCAACGGUGUAAUUGCCUCGCCGCUAUACGUUUUGAAAGGAUCUGAUAGGCUGGACAACACUGUACAUCGCCAUGAGCCGCCAGUUGCCAACGAUCCGGUGCGGGUGCUGCACAUCGACAAGGAGCGGGAGUUCAUUGUCAUCUCAAAGCCUGGCUCUGUCCCAGUGCACGCGACAGGCCGCUACUUCAGACAUACAGUCCUCGAGAUGCUCAAAAGCGACUACGGAAUACAUGGUUACGCUGUCAAUCGGCUAGACCGGCUGACGUCUGGUCUAAUGAUCCUGGCUCUCUCAAGUAAAGCGUCACGGCAGCUGGCAGAUGAAUUUGCCAACAAGGAGGUGAAGAAGGAAUAUGUGGCGCGGGUGAAGGGGAAGUUCCCAAACGAGGAGAUCACGGUAGAUCAACCGCUUCUUACAGUCGACAGGCAGAUGGGCCUCGUCAUCAUCGCUCCAGAAGGCAAAGAUGCGAAAACGGUCUUUCUGAGAAUAGGAUACGACGCAGAGAGGGAUGAAAGUAUCGUCAGAUGUCGACCGUUGACGGGGAGGACGCAUCAGAUCCGGGUCCACCUUCAGUUUCUCGGCCACCCCAUCUCCAAUGAUCCCCUCUACGGCAUGGCCUCAGUCUGGGGCGAGAAUCUGGGCCAAGGCGGUGUCGACCUAGUACCCGAGGAAUCCUCCACCUCGGUCACUGAUAUCCUCGCGCAGCGACAAUCGUCCAACGCCACGCCAAGCGGCUCAAAGCCCAAGGCUGCCGAGACUAAAGGCAAGGGCGUGGAUGAGGAGACGGAGAUGGGGAAUAUCGAGCUGUCGAGCCCGAUAAGGCUCAGCAGGCAGGCCAAGGAGAUUAUAGCGAAGUUGAGGCGGAUGAAGGAUGAGGCUGAGGAUUGGGUCAAGUGGAAGGAAGUGAUCUUCACAACACAACAAGCGCAAGCUUCCCUCGCUCAAGCCCAACCUUCCACCGGCGAGUCCUCGUCCGCCUCGCAAUCCGCCCGCUCCAAAGCUUCCGCCCCGGACCUCUCCGACCCCAUCCACGGCAACCACGCUUCCCCACUCCAACGCCCCGACUUUCUUCCCCCUGGAUUCUGCGAUCAGUGCUACGUGCCUCUCCCAGACGACCCGACGCCUGAGACGCUGUUCAUAUACCUGCAUGCGCUGAGUUAUACGACGGAGCGGCUGGGGAAAUGGGCGACGCCGAUGCCGAGGUGGACGAUGGAGGUUUGGGAUGGGGAUUGGAGGGGGUGGGCGGAUGGGCAGGAGAUUAUGGAGGUGGGGGUGAGGAAGGGGGCGGAGGCGGAGAAGGUUGAGGAAGCAGAUAGCCGGGAAGCGGACGAGAAAGUAGAUGGGGAAAAGAAGGCUUCGUCGGGAGAGACGGGAGAGCAGUGA
Dioszegia hungarica is the source of this 1626-nucleotide messenger RNA. RefSeq names its product pseudouridine synthase. Gene Ontology annotation, biological process: pseudouridine synthesis. Bases 1 to 1626 code for a protein of 541 amino acids. The record is from RefSeq and is a predicted model, not a curated record. Lineage: Eukaryota; Fungi; Basidiomycota; Tremellomycetes; Tremellales; Bulleribasidiaceae. Gene Ontology annotation, molecular function: pseudouridine synthase activity; RNA binding. The transcript is spliced from 11 exons.